AUGGCCUCCCCAAAUGAUCAAGUGCCCAGAUCUCCCGAGAGGGAGAUUGAGAAGGGAGACGAUUCAAGUAGCUCAGACGGCGAGCCUAGUCAAUUCAAUGCAGAGACAGAUCCUGAUAUGAGGAUUGAGCAAGACUAUGACAUUUGUCAAAUUGAAACAGAAAAGGAGAGGCAGCAACCACCAGGUGCUCGCUCGGCUCUGGAUCGUGUAUUGAGUCGUACUUCAGUCGCCGAAAAAGAUCCUGGACCUCCUCCAGAUGGUGGAUUCUGGGCAUGGUCGUCAGCCAUUGCUGGUCAUAUCAUGAUGCUAAACUCAUGGGGAUACAAUAGCUCCUUUGGCGUCUUUCAGACCUAUUAUACAAACCAUCUUCCCAAUCCCGCAAACCAAAUCAUCUGGAUCGGCUCCGUCCAGAUCGCCGCCUUGUUCUUUAUCGGUACCUUUGCCGGCCGUUUAACUGAUGCCGGAUACUUUCGCGCUACCUUUGCUGCUGGUUCAGUCCUGACCCUCCUCGGCGUCUUCAUGACUUCCCUCAGCCACACCUUCUGGCAACUACUCCUCGCGCAAGGACUAUGCACCGGCUUGGGAAACGGCCUCAUGUUUACCCCCAGUCUGGCUGUUGUUUCGACAUAUUUUAAGCGACGAAGGGCGUUGGCUUUUGGCAUUGUUUCGACAGGAAGUCCCGUAGGCGGACUCAUCUUCCCUUCAAUGGCGAGACAGCUCCUCGGUAGAAUCGGGUUUGCUUGGACAGUAAGGGCGAUAGGCUUGGUGCAGUUGGUAACCUUGAUCAUGGCGAAUUUACUCCUCCGCCCGAGAUUACCACCAAGAAAGGCUGGCCCUUGGGUCGACAUUGCGUCCUUCAAGGAAAAGGGGUACCUGUUUUUCGCAAUUGGCAUCUUCUUUGUAUUCUGGGGCACAUUCUUCCCAUUCUAUUACAUGGCAUCCUUUGCAACUUCGCAAUUGGACAAGCCCCUGGCGUACUCGGAUGCGCUGAAUCUUUUACUCGUCGUUAACGGUGUCGGAAUCAUUGGGCGAUCGCUUCCCAACGCCAUCGCACAUCACUUCGGAAGCAUUACAUGCAUUAUACCCGCCUCAUUCAUCUCAGCCGUCUGCCUCUUUUCAUGGCCAGGUGUGUCCACGGUGGGAGGAUUGUACGCUUGGGCUAGUGUCUACGGUCUCCUUGCUGGUGCGUGUAUGAGCCUGUAUCCACCAGCCUUGUCGGACCUAACGACCGAUGUACGAAAGCAAGGCGUCCGAAUGGGUAUGAUAUGCACAACUAACAGUAUCGCGACUCUUACUGGACCUCCGAUUGCUGGAAUUAUCAUUCGGCAUUAUGAAGGGGAUUAUCUUGGUGCACAGAUAUUUGCGGGUGUUUCCCUAUUCCUCGGAAGCCUUUUUCUCUUCAUGGCAAAGCGCUCAUCUGCAAAAUAG
Molecule: messenger RNA, 1428 nt
Organism: Fusarium venenatum
Lineage: Eukaryota; Fungi; Ascomycota; Sordariomycetes; Hypocreales; Nectriaceae
Product: major facilitator superfamily domain-containing protein
Biological process (GO): transmembrane transport
Cellular component (GO): membrane
Molecular function (GO): transmembrane transporter activity
Source: RefSeq, a predicted model, not a curated record